GUCGGGGUACUUCAGGGCUUUGUAAGGAGAGUGAUGGCAUCAGCCCCUUUCCCAGAUGGGGAAACUGAGGCACGGUGGUGGAUUGGCUCCAAAGGUGCAUUUGGGUAUGAGGAGUGCUCAUCAUUUCUGCUCACAGACGCAAAAGCUGGGGGGUUUGCUGAGGGGCAGAUGGGCUGUAUCUCAAUAAAUACUUCUUCAUCCCUGUUUCCCUGUUGUGGUUCUGCGGGUGGGGCUGGCCCCUCCGUUUUUGUCAUCUGAGUGGUGCCCUGAAGCUUUUAGGAGGGAAUUAGAGUUAAUUGCGGUUCUUGAUGAUGUGCACAAAGCAAACAGCUGAAAGCUGGGGAAAUGUCAGGGCCGUGCUGUGGGCAGCUGCCGCAGAAUGGGGCGGUGUGGGUCGGGGUCAGCCCGUGCAUCCCCCCACCAGGUGCAAGCGACGCAUCCCAACUGCUCCAUCGUCCUCUACUUCCAAGAGCGAGAGGUUGAGUGCCUGCAGGCCAUCAGGAGCGAGAGCCAAACACAAUCCCCCAGUGGGCAGCGAGGCUGCCGGACAGCGUGGGACGGGGUGAGCUGCUGGCCAGCCAUGCCUGUGGGUCAGUCCUACGCUGUCACCUGUCCUGAUGUCCCCCGCAUCUUCAAGAAGUCCAAAGCGCUGAUCCAUAGGAACUGCACUGAGGUGGGAUGGAGUCCCCCCAGCCCACCCUACUACAGCGCCUGUGAGCUGGAGGCUGCUGGGAGCAGCAACAACACUGAGGCCAAGAGAGGCUACUUCAUCACCAUGAAGGUGCUCUACACCUGUGGCUACUCCACGUCCCUGGCAGCCCUGUUCCUGGCCAUUGGCAUCUUCUCCUGCUUCAGGAAGCUGCACUGUACCAGGAACUCCAUCCACAUCCACUUCUUCACCUCCUUCAUCCUACGUGGAGCUGCUGUGCUCAUCAAGGACGCCGUCCUCUUCUCUGAUGAGUCUGUUGACCACUGCACCAUGUCGACGGUGAAGUGCAAAGCAUCCAUUGCCUUUGUGCAGUAUUCAGUGUUGGCCAACUUCUACUGGCUGCUGGUGGAGGGCAUGUACCUGCAGACCCUGCUGCUGCUCACCUUCACCUCUGAACGGAGCUACAUCUGGUGGUACAUCCUCAUUGGAUGGGGUGUCCCCAUGUUGACGGUGUGUGUGUGGGUGGCCACCAGGCUGCAGUACGACAACCAUGGCUGCUGGGAUGACUACAGCAGUUCCUACUGGUGGGUGAUCAAGGCUCCCAUCCUCCUGGCCAUAUUUGUAAACUUCCUCAUCUUCCUCAACGUCACCAGGAUGUUGGCGCAGAAGAUCCGGUCCCCAGACAUCAGCAAAAACUACAAGCAACAGUACAUGAGGCUGACCAAGUCCACGCUGCUCCUCAUCCCCCUCUUUGGGGUGCACUACGUGGUCUUUGCACUCUUCCCUGAGCACAUUGGUGUGGAUGCCCGGCUGUACUUUGAGCUGGUCCUCGGUUCCUACCAGGUGCAGAUGUGGGGAGAUGGGCAGCUGAAAUCCCACCCCAUCCCACCAUAAGCUUUCCCAUCCCCAUCCCUUCCCAUCCCCAUCCUUUCUCAUCCCCAUCCCUUCUAUCCCAUCCCAUCACUUCCUACCCACCCCUUCCUUCCCAUUCCAUGCUAUCCUAUCACAUCCUUUCUA
Meleagris gallopavo (turkey) is the source of this 1666-nucleotide messenger RNA. The record is from RefSeq and is a predicted model, not a curated record. NCBI's taxonomy places the organism in Eukaryota, Metazoa, Chordata, Aves, Galliformes, Phasianidae.